Molecule: messenger RNA, 666 nt
Organism: Laetiporus sulphureus 93-53
Lineage: Eukaryota; Fungi; Basidiomycota; Agaricomycetes; Polyporales; Laetiporaceae
Exons: 3
Coding region: 1-666 (221 amino acids)
Source: RefSeq, a predicted model, not a curated record
AUGGGUCAUUCGACGAAACUAUUAACGCCUACCCAAACCGUUGGAGACAUUUUCUACGACGAGCUUCGCGAGGACGUCUCCGCAAAGUUAACCAGCGUGCUCGCUCAGUCACCUGGCAUUGGUCCGAUCAUCCUAUGGGGAGAAUGGGCGAUGCAGUACUACGGCGUUCCGAUUUGCGAUAAUCACAUGCAUUUACUUGUCCCUGAUGACCAACUCGAAGCUGCCUAUGAAGCCUUGUUGGCUGCUGGCUACGAGGACAGCCCGCCUGUUCUUCUUCCAAUGGUCACUUCUUCUGAUCCGAACAUCCAUUGGGAAGAGCUUGGGUGUCCGGCUCAUCGAGUCGUUGGCGAUCUACGCCACCGGAAGUCCCGAGUGAAGAUCCUCAUACAGAACUACUCCGCAGCUGCCGGGACAUUCGACGACGCGGAUCCCAGCUCAUUCGAGCAGUGUGCUGGGCUUGCUAUUCCGCCUUUGCCGCUUCUUGGACAAUCUUUCUUGCGAGCCUACUUCAAAGUCCGGGGCUCCAAGUCUCGAUUGCGCGACAUACUUGGAGUGUGGUGUGCAUCGGUGAAGCUGUCCGGCUACUCACCUUUGGGCGUUGACGCGAUGCGCGGUGUGCCGGGGAUCGACGAUGCGAUGGCAUUGUAUUGGGAGCGAGGUUACUAG